Dentiscutata erythropus is the source of this 3672-nucleotide messenger RNA. The record is from the annotation of a GenBank genome assembly. NCBI's taxonomy places the organism in Eukaryota, Fungi, Glomeromycota, Glomeromycetes, Diversisporales, Gigasporaceae.
AUGUGCAAAAAGUUGACUGAUGUUCUUCGAUCUAUACCUGCACAAUGCAAUCAGGAUUAUAAAAGAUUGCCCGAAGUUGAGCCCCUCGGGAGUGAAUUUAUGAAAUAUGUUAGAAAAUAUAUUAGAUUCUCACAUGCCAUUAUCCAGUACGGUGAAAGGUUUUAUGAACUUUUACUUAGAUCUAAUAAGGUUCGGUUGUUAGAGCAUCAUACAUUGCCGUUAAAAGAUUAUACUUGUGGUGUACACAUAAAACAGGAUCAAAUAGUGAAUGGAUUUAAUUUUAAACAGUUACGAGAAUUUUUUGAGGAUAUGCCAUAUAAAUUGUUGGGUGUGAACUGUAUUUGCUUUGUUCAAUAUGUUGUUUAUCAUUUAACUAAGAAAAUAAUUGAUUAUAAAUACAUCCCUGGUUAUAAUUUAUUAAUACCGCCAGAAGAAAGAACAUUGAAGGGAUAUAUAGAUUACUAUUUUAGACCUGAAUAUAAAACUAUGGGUAGUGCUAGUGCUCAGAUAGAAGAUAUGUGGGAUAGUAUAGAACAAAUAUAUCCUAAAGUCCAGUUUAAAGUCCCUAACUUUGUUUCCAUAGACAAAUCAGAAUCCGCAUUUUUUGAUUAUUUUACAGAUUUUAGCUUUGUAGAAGACACAAAAAAAAUAUACAAUAAAUAUAGAGACAAUAGAAAGACAGUUUGGUUUCCUUUAAUCAAUCUUGUCAAACAUAGACAUGUUUCGUUUGUUGGUAAAAAGAUCUAUAGGGAUAUAGAUCACAACCUCAAAAUACCGGACAAAAAAACUGUUAUUUUAGAUCUUCAAUCUAUACAAGAUUAUUAUAUUAAACUCUUUGAAAUCUCUAUUGAUUUAAAUAUACAUAACAUUAAGAAUGAAUUAUACACAAUUGGAAUAACAGUGCCCUUGAGAAAAUUUGAUAUUGAAAUUGAUACAAUAACUGCAAGAAUGAUAAAUGAGUUAAAAGAAAAAUAUCCGCACCCUGAGGGUAUUUUCACACGACGGUUAGGUACACUAAAUAUGGUAAAAAAAAGUAAUGAUAGAUACUUUGUAGAUACAAAACAGACUAAGUUGGAUGAGGAUAAAGAGGACGAAAUAACUAAAGCUGUAUAUAAUCAAUUGAGGCCUAUAUUAGAAAAUAGUACAUUAAUGAGUCCUGAAGAAGUAUUAAAAAAAUGGCACAUAGCAUAUAGUUGGGGUUUUCCAUAUAGGUUUUUAGAUGGUAAUGAUAAUAUGUCACGUCGAAAGGUUAUAUACCGGAUGGGUGGUCGUCAAGUGUUCCUAAAGAAGAUACGUCAAUAUUUAGAAGGUGAUAUAGCUAUUCCUAGCGUUAGUCAUGUAUUUUUAAAAGAUGAAGUCCUAAAAUUAUCAAAAGUAGAAAUAGAGGAGAAAAUUAGAAGUAUAAUUGCCAUGGAUCCUCUAACUUACUUUAAUGGUAUGUUGGUGAAUGGAUGUCAAAAUAAAAAUUUUGAUCCUAUGAAUGGGUGUGCAAUUGGAAUGUCUAGCGCACAUGCUAUACCUCCACUUAUCUUUGAACAAUAUAGGUCUUAUAAGGUUCAUUUGCAAAUGGACAUUACAUUUAUGGACUCGACCAUGACUUGGAAAGAAUUAACCGGAAUGCUAGCAGAAGAUUUCUUUAAGUAUAACAAGAUUACAGCUUAUGGAGAUGAUAAUGUUUUGAGUAGUAACUGUUUUAACGAUAAAUGGAAUGAAGACACAUUAUGUAAUUAUUUUGCUAAAAAGGACAAAAAGCAAUUAGAAGAAGUCCUUAAAUACGUGUCUGAUUAUACUUGUAAAGUAACUUAUAAACAUAACCGAGAUAAAUUAUUAAUGAAAUUUGACGAUAUAAAAAAAAAUCCAAAGAAAAAUAAAACAUAUUUACUUGAACGUAUUAUUGGUUUAGCCAAUAAUUGUGCCCAUUAUCCGGAUAUUCACGAGAUUUGUGUCAAAUAUUAUAAUGAAUUAAUAGAGGCUUAUUAUAGUCACAUGAAAGCAAUAAGAAAGCGAUGUCCUAUAAAAUCAUAUGAAGAAGUAAUGCACCUGCAAUAUGAAUAUAGAUAUAAUGAAUUGGUAACUUUAGAUAUGUCUUCAUUUGAACAAUUCAUUCGUAAUGCACGUGCCUUUGUCCACGAAGUUGAUUUUAAAUGUGAAUUUGUGUUUCAGAAUUAUAAAAAUAUGUUAAAAGUACUCGAUUUAUCUUUACCUAGAGCAUCAGUAGACACACUAUAUUUCGAUCCGUAUAAUCAUCCUAUCUCGGAGAAUUUCUUAAUAGAAUGGUGGAUAUAUGUUAAUGCAAAUUGUCCAGAAAGUCUUGGCGAAUAUUUGAUCAUGGUUAAAGAAUCACCUUUUGCAUCAAUUUGUAGUCCCCAAAAAUUCUUUCAGAUUCGCCAUAAUUUUGAUUGGGAUAUGAGUAGCUUAAUAAAAUUAUCAAAUCAUAUGCUAGGGAUUUUAAUAGCAUCUCUAGUAGUUAACUAUUUAGAAAACUUAUUAUUAAAAUUCCCAAUUAUUAGAACAUUUAUAAAAUUAAGUAAGCUAUACACAAAUUUUGGUUUCACAGGUUUCGCAGAUCUUAAUUUUCUAUACUGGACCAUGUUUGGUAGAUCUAGUUUAGAGUUAAGUGCACUAGUUCCAAGAGACCUAGCUGCAAAUAAGAAGGCUAUCAUGUACUUAAUUUAUGAUAAAUUAUUUGGAGGGUUUAAUAUGCCUGAUUAUCCAAUUCUACCCUUCUUAAAGCCCAUAAUGACUAAAUUUGUACAAUUAAUCAAUUUAUGUUGGCCAAUAAUGGCAGAUUUUGAUUUUAAUGCUAUUUAUAAAAUAAAACCAUUCUUUGACAAUAAAAGUUUUUCUGGUACAUGGGCGCCCUUAGAUCAUUUAGAUUCAGUAGAGAAAGUGUUAGAAGAGCUCAAGAAAGGGAAAAUUCCUGUAGUUACAGCUAAGACAGGGGCCAGAAAAAGCACUGAUUUUGUACAAAAUAUAUCAGCACACUUUAAUUGCACUAUGUUAUCUAUGCCUCGUGUAUUAUUAGUUAAAAAUCAUGCAAGUUCUGCUCCAAAAUUGUUUGCUGGUACUCGCAAUAUUAUGGAUGAAAAUAAUUUAAAUGUAUGUACACAUGGUUGGUUACAAGUUACUAAUCACUCGUUUAAGGAUAAAGAUUUUUUAAUAAUUAUAGAUGAGUUUCAUGAAAUGGAUGAAGAUAGUUUGAUAUUAUUAGAGAGAUACAAAGGCAAUGUUAUUUUACUUAGUGCAACUCCAAUCCCUAUCCCAAAUUCAACAACAAUUACAUUAUCGAAAUCACGUUCUCCUUACUCAAUCACUAAGUUACCGCCCCCUCCAAAUAUACAUUUAGAGAGUGCUAUUUUCCAUUAUCUAAACGAAUAUCCCAAACUUAAAACAUUGAUAAUUAUACCAUCCUUAAGUCAAUGUAUUAAAGUACAUAACACCAUAGCUAGUUUUUUAUCCAGAAAAAUUCGGGUUGUGGAUGCUAAAAAUGAUGAAAUUAAAGAUGACACUGAAAUAAUUAUAGGUACUUCUGUUUGGGAUGCAGGUCGUACCUGGACAGGUUGUCAAUUAGUCAUUGAUUCGGGUUUAUCUAUGGGAAAAGUUAAUGGUAAAUUCAUAACAAGAGAAUCUAGCCAUGCCAUUGAAAUUCAAAGAGCAGGUAGAACAGGUUGA